AUGGGGCGUGGGAAGGUGGAGAUGAAGAGGAUCGAGAACAAGGUGAGCCGGCAGGUGACCUUCUCCAAGCGGCGCAAGGGACUGCUCAAGAAAGCCGAGGAGCUCGCCGUGCUCUGCGACGUGGACGUCGGCGUUAUCGUCUUCUCCGAACGCGGCAAGCUGUUCGACUACUCCUCGCCGGCCAGCUUGGUUGAUCUGAUUCACCGGUACGAGGCGGUCACCAACACGCAACUCUUCCAUCAGGAGGCACACUGCACUGACCAUCAGCAGCAGAUGGCCGCGGAGAUCAGCAAGCUGCAGCAUGAGUACCAACAGCUUGAGGCCCGCUUGAAGACGUACACGGGAGAAGACCUGUCGUCUCUGACUUCAGUGGUCGAACUCGGCGAGCUCGAACAGCAGCUCGAGUCGGUCGUCGGUAGAGUCCGUGCAAGAAAGGAUGAGCUGUUCAUCAACCUGACCGACGAGCUUCAGCUCAAGAUCGAUGAGAACGGGCGCCACGACGGCACAGCCGCCGCAGGCGUGGAGGCGGAGGAGACAACGACGAUGGCGGAGCCGCCGCUGCCACAGUCGCCGUCAUUCGCGUACCUCCUGGCUGUGGAGGAGAAGUCGGCGGCGAGCACAAUGCUACGUCUGUGGCCGCAGACGGACGAGGACGCCGACGCCGACGCCGACGCCGACGGUGGGAGUUCCAGUCGACGCGGUCUUCAGCUGUGGUAA
Miscanthus lutarioriparius is the source of this 717-nucleotide messenger RNA. The record is from the annotation of a GenBank genome assembly. NCBI's taxonomy places the organism in Eukaryota, Viridiplantae, Streptophyta, Magnoliopsida, Poales, Poaceae.